UUAAGCCGCUUGACUUUACACUUCUGGUGUGGAGAACCCAGAAGGAGGUUCAGUCCUCUGAGGUCCUGACAGCGGCAGCUCAGACACCCUGGGGGCCCAGGCACAGCGAGCGCUCGCCCCUUGAUGUCCGCUCCACAGUGUGGGGACAUCUGAAGGGCCCUGCAGGAGACAGGAUAAAGGGAAAGUUCCUCAAAGCAUCCCAGGGCAGCUCUGGACUGGCAGCUGGUCACCAGCUAGGGCGAGGCAGUGUGAAGGGCCUCGGACUAAUUUUGCCACUGGUCCCAAGCAGCAGGUUGAGGUCAGGGCUCGCUGACCACCAGGACCAGCUCUGUGCAUGGCCUUCGAGGAGCUCUUGGAGCGAGUUGGGGGCGUGGGUCGCUUCCAGACUCUGCAGGUUGCCACCCUGCUCCUCCCAGCCAUCUUCACACCUUUCCAGCUGCUUCUGGAGAACUUCUCAGCCGCUGUCCCAGACCACCGCUGCUGGACCCACAUGCUGGACAAUGGCUCUGAGACCCCCGCCAACCUUACCCAGGAGGCCCUCCUGGCCGUGUCCAUCCCACUGGGCCCCGAUCAGCAGCCCCAGCCGUGCCGCCGCUUCCGCCAACCACAGUGGCAGCGCCUGGACCCCAAUGCCACGGCUGCCAACUGGAGCGAGGCUGCCACGGAGCCCUGUGUGGACGGCUGGGUGUACGACCACAGCACCUUCACUGCCACCGUGGUGACCAAGUGGGACCUGGUGUGUGACUCUCAGGGCCUGAAGCCCAUGGGACAGUCCAUCUACAUGGCCGGCAUCCUGGUGGGGUCCUUCAUCUGGGGCCUCCUGUCCUACCGGCUCGGGCGGAAACCGAUGCUGAGCUGGUGCUGCCUGCAGGUGGCUGUGGCUGGUGCCAGCACAACCUUUGCCCCGAAUUUCCCCAUCUACUGCAGCCUCCGGUUCCUGAGUGCCUUUGGAAUGGCUGGCAUCAUCCUAGUGUCAUCAAUACUGAUGGCAGAGUGGACCACGACCCGCAGGAGGGCUGUCACCAUGACGAUACUGGGAUGCACCUACAGCACAGGCCAGAUGGCUGUGGCAGGCCUGGCCUUCACCCUGCGGGACUGGCAGGAUCUCCAGCUGGCCGUGUCCGUGCCCUUCUUGGCCUUCUCCUUGGUAUCUUGCUGGUUGCCAGAAUCUGCCCGAUGGCUGAUUAUCACAGGCCGACCAGACAGAGCCCUUCAGGAGCUCAAAAAGGUGGCGAGGAUAAAUGGCCAAAACGAGGCCAAAAAGACACUGACCAUACAGGUGCUGAGGUCCAGCAUGGAGGAGGAGGCCGUUUCUGCGAGGACACACCAGUCGGUGCUGGACCUGUUCCGCAUGCCCACGCUCCGCAAGACGACCUGCACCAUGCUGAUGGUGAACUUCUCCGUGCAGCUGUCCUACUACGGGCUGGUCCUGGACCUGCAGAGCCUGGGCAGGGACAUCUUCCUCCUGCAGGCCCUCUUCGGGGCUGUGGACUUCCUGGGCCGGGCCACCACUGUCCUGUUGCUCAGGUUCCUUGGCCGCCGAAUGACCCAGGCUGGCUCCCUGGCCCUGGCUGGCUUCUGCAUCCUGGCCAACGGACUAAUGCCUCAAGAUCUGCAGAGCCUGCGUGUGGCCCUUGCCGUGCUGGGGAAAGGAUGCUUCGGCAUCAGCCUGACCUGCCUCACCAUCUACAGGACAGAGCUUUUCCCCACUCCGCUGAGGAUGACGGCGGAAGGUUUCCUGCAAUCUGUCGGCCGCCUGGGGGCGAUGGUGGGCCCCCUGGUCCGGAUGGCCCGCCAGGCCCUGCCCUUGCUGCCUCCACUGGCCUAUUGUGUCAUCCCUGUGGCUUCCAGCCUGGUUCUCCUGCUCUUCCUCCCGGAGACCCGGGGUCUUCCACUGCCCGACACCAUCGGGGACCUGCAGGGCCGGAGAUCGGCUGCAGCUGGGGGCCACCGGCAAGAGGCGGUCAUUAUGGAAAGCACCUGGCUCUAGGAGUUCUGCCUGCAUGGAGCCCCUUUGACCAAAAACACUCGAGGAAGAAUUGCCUCUUCUCCAGUCUGAGGGUUCCAGAGAAAUGGGCACCCCCAGG
Molecule: messenger RNA, 2087 nt
Organism: Chinchilla lanigera (long-tailed chinchilla)
Lineage: Eukaryota; Metazoa; Chordata; Mammalia; Rodentia; Chinchillidae
Gene: Slc22a11
Product: solute carrier family 22 (organic anion/urate transporter), member 11
Exons: 10
Coding region: 335-1990 (551 amino acids)
Biological process (GO): transmembrane transport
Cellular component (GO): membrane
Molecular function (GO): transmembrane transporter activity
Source: RefSeq, a predicted model, not a curated record